Molecule: messenger RNA, 2123 nt
Organism: Hyla sarda
Lineage: Eukaryota; Metazoa; Chordata; Amphibia; Anura; Hylidae
Gene: NUDT5
Product: nudix hydrolase 5
Exons: 10
Coding region: 132-794 (220 amino acids)
Biological process (GO): nucleoside phosphate metabolic process; ribose phosphate metabolic process
Cellular component (GO): nucleus
Molecular function (GO): ADP-ribose diphosphatase activity
Source: RefSeq, a predicted model, not a curated record
GUGGGUGUGUCUUCCGUAGGAGCGAGGCGUGUGUUCUCGGUGGAGGGGGCGUGGCUUGUGUGUCAGUGUCUCGGCUGCUGCACGCUGUGUCUCACCUGGGAUUUGCAGUUUUGUUUCCUCUUAUACAGAUAAUGGAUAACCAAAAUUUGGACGGCCCUGCCAAUGUUGGUAAAGACACCAUAAUAAAAGAAGAGACACUGGCGAAAGGUAAAUGGGUGCAGCUGGAAGAAACAACAUAUGUUGACCACGAAGGAAAAACCAGAACAUGGGAGACUGUAAAACGAACAACAAGAAUAGAAGGCAAUGCAGUGGAUGGUGUAGCAAUAAUACCAGUACUACAAAGAACACUCCAUUAUGAGUGCAUGGUGCUCAUCAAACAAUUCAGACCUCCUUUGGGUUGCUACUGUCUGGAAUUCCCUGCAGGUCUUAUAGAUGAAAAUGAAACCCCGGAGCAAGCAGCACUUCGAGAACUUGAAGAGGAAACUGGAUACAAAGGAGAAGUCAUUGAGCUCUCCCCAGUAUCUUGUUUAGAUCCUGGACUAUCAAACUGCACAACAUAUGUUGUAACUGUUCACAUUAAUGGGGAUGAUUCUGCAAACAACAAACCUAAGGCCAAGCUAGCGGAAGGAGAAUUUACCGAGACAAUAUUGAUGCCUAAAAUAGAAUUUCGAAAGCGUAUUGAUGAGCUGGUUGCAAACGAAAAGCUGGUGGUGGAUGCCAGAGUCUACACAUAUGCCUUGGCCCUGGAGCAUGCUGUGGCUAAACCUUAUGAGCUCCCGUUUCUGAAGGGCUAAACAGUUUACUCUCACUUUGGAUGUGGACCCAGUUUUCACACUUAAAUCAUUCUCUUUUAAAAGAAUAGCAGCCCAUAUGAUGUGACUCUCUAUUACCUGUAUAAAGCCCUUCAAGUGUCAUAACUGAAACCAGAAAUAAGAGAAGAAAGGAACUUCAGCACUCACCAAACUUAUUCAGCAUAGAGUUGUUUAUUUUCAUUUUACUUCAGUGUAAGGACAACAGACUUCACCCGAUGCAGACGGCUUAGGUAGAUUCCCUCCCUACACUUGGUGAAGUCAGUUGUCCUAAAGUAAAAGAAAAUAACUCUAUGCUGAACAAGUUUGGUGAGUGCUGAAGUUCAUAUCUUCUCCUAUUGUUGGUUUUACUUAUGUUGCUUUGAAUGUAUAGGAACUAGCACUGCAGAUAGACCCAAUGGGACCUUAUUACACAACUGAGUCUACAGUUUUGUACAUGUAUUGCUGUUUUUAGGUUUAUGACACUUUAAUAUUUUCACUCUGAUGGAUGUAGGAAAAGUAAGGGCAAACUAUCUGAUCAUACUUUGUUAGGUGUCUAGUAUUCUUUUUAAAGACAUGAAUUGGCCCCUGCACAGGAAAGCAGGAAAACCUCUUGUUUCAUGCAAGAGUCUUUUGGAUUUAUCCCAGAAAAAAAUAUGACCAUGUCAAUUCACCCUUAGGACUUAUUUGCAGUUAGUAAGAAAAAAAGUUUUGAAAAUCUGAUUAGAUCAGUUCACUUAUUUGUUAAAUCGAGACUAAUAUAGAUUGAUAACUUGCAUGUGUUAUGAACAUGUGAUGUCUGCAUGACCUUAUUGUAAAUGUGUUCAACUAGGAUAGAAAUUCUCAUGACGUGAACAGAUUUUAAAGUGUGAUAAUGCAAUUUUUACCACUCGUUACACUCAUUAUCACGUAAUAACCUUUUAUUUUGGAAAGUUGAAGUUAACAUUGUGUAGAGUGCAGGGAUGGAUUAGAAUCAUCGGAGAGAAGAAAUACUGAUCAUACUAGCUUCUGACAUACGGCAAUAUACUAAUGAUUAAUGAUCUGCUGAUGUUCUGACAUCGGUCAUAUAUUUUUGAAGGCAUAACAGAAAAUGAAUCCUUCAUAUGUGGCUGCUAUUGCUUUUUACAUUCUCUAUAGAUUUUGAGUCAGUGUUGUGAUACAACCCUACCUCUAAACACAAAGUAUAAAGCAAGACAUUUGUGAGUAGGAUACUAGUAUGUUGGAGGAUGCUUGACAGAUAUAUCAAUGUAAAGCCUAGUGCUAAAUGUUUGUAUUGGUAUAAAUGCAUUCAUUCUACAGAACUUUUUUUAUAUACAUUAAAGAAUUUUCAAAAGU